AUGCAGAGCUCCUACAAAGUAUUAGCCUUUGCUCUGGUAGCAGCAUCCAGCUUCACAUCUGUACAUGUUCUGGAGUUCUGCCGAAGUACUGACAGUGACUGCCAUAGUCAUGACAGUACAGCUUCGGACAACCAGCUGUCACUGCACACUGUCAAAUCCAGGUGGAACAUUAGUGUUUCAAACCUUUUAAAGGACCUGGACCAAUUCAGAGUGUCCUGCAAGAAGCUAAUAGAAGCAUUUCUGAUUGACGAGGUUGAUGGCAACUUUGCUCGCUCUGUAAAGAACUGCAUAUUCUCCAGAUCCAUUCCAACCCCACUGAAAGGCCGGUUAAGACUGGCAGCAGCUUCUAAGGACGUCAUCGAGGGGAUUUUAGAUUUAGACGUGGCUGUAACUCAGUCAGAUGAUUUCCUGCAUUACGCAAGCGGUGGCAGACUGCUGUCAGGAUCUGUACCACUUGCUCACAGAUAUGGAGGUCAUCAGUUUGGGUACUGGGCAGGUCAGCUGGGCGAUGGUCGAGCACAUUCCCUUGGUCAGUAUACCAACAGGAGAGGAGAAGUAUGGGAACUGCAGCUUAAAGGCUCUGGCAAGACGCCUUAUUCAAGGUCAGGAGAUGGUCGAGCUGUGAUCCGCUCUUCUGUAAGGGAGUUCCUGUGCAGUGAAGCCAUGCAUUUCCUGGGUAUUCCAACCAGCAGGGCUGCCAGUAUAAUUGUCAGUGACGAUCCGGUGAAGAGGGAUCAAUUCUACAACGGCAACGUGAAGACAGAGAGGGGAGCCGUUGUUCUCCGGUUAGCCAAGUCAUGGUUUCGGAUCGGAUCUUUGGAAAUUUUGGCUCAAAGUGGAGAGAUCAAUCUCCUGAGAAAGCUGGUGGACUUUGUGAUUGAUGAAUAUUUUUUUUCAAUCAGUCAAGAUGAUCCAGAUAAAUAUUUGGUGUUUUAUUCCACAGUUGUAAAUGAAACAGCACAUCUGAUUGCCAGGUGGAUGUCAGUUGGGUUUGCACAUGGUGUGUGCAACACAGAUAACUUCAGCCUUCUGUCUAUAACCAUCGACUACGGACCAUUUGGCUUCAUGGAGUCGUAUAACCCCAAUUUUGUCCCCAACACAUCAGAUGAUGAGGGCAGAUACAGCAUAGGAGCUCAGGCCAACGUCGGACUGUUUAACCUUGAGAAGCUCUUGCUGGCUCUCAGUCCUGUGCUAUCUACGAACCAGCAGAAAGAGGCUAAAAUUAUUUUGAAAGGAUAUGGUGAUAUUUAUCAGAUGAGGAUUCAUCAGCUAUUUAAAGCUAAACUGGGGCUUCUAGGUGAAGAGGAGGAUGAUGCCUAUCUAAUUGCCUUCCUGCUUAAGAUGAUGGAGGACACACAAACAGACUUCACCAUGACCUUCAGGCAGCUCAGCGAAGUUUCAGCCCGGCAGCUUCACAACAGGAACUUCACACAGAUGUGGGCUUUUGAAGACUUGUCCUCCCACAAGCUCUUCUCUGAUUGGCUCAGCAUGUACCUGCUCCGGCUCAACAGACAACAAAAUGAUAGUGAUUUGGAUCGUCAACACAGGAUGAAAAAUAUAAAUCCUAGAUAUGUGCUGAGGAACUGGAUGGCAGAGUCUGCUAUACGUAAAGCUGAGGUGAAUGAUUUUUCGGAGGUGGAGCUGCUGCACCAUAUAUUGUCCUUUCCCUUUGUUACACAAGAGACUGCAGAGGAGGCAGGCUAUGCAGCAAGACCUCCUCUGUGGGCUAAGAGGUUAAAGGUCAGCUGUUCCUCCUGAGAGACUCUUGGGUUGAACAAACUCACUAAAGUGAAAAAGAAUUACAGCACACCAGCAUUUAAAUGGUCUUUUUAAUAAAUUCUCUCCUGCUGGGGGGAAAAGUUUGGUCCAACAUGUCAAGGUCAUGGCUGUUUAAUAUUCUUAACUACUGAGAUUUCCCACCAUGUGUGGAUACAGUGACCAACAAAUUAUACUUCUCAGUGCUACAGAAGAAUUAAACUUGAAUUGUAAUUUGACUGCUUCACAGAUAAAUACUUCUUGUAAUGCCAUAUUUACACCAAAAUAAAUUCAAAUAUGCUCCAGUAAAAGCUGUCCUGUUGUUUUUGUAAGAAUCUAAGUUCACAGGGCCAGUGCUUUUUCCAUUUCAGAUUUCAGCAGGUUUUACUCAGUGACAGGAAGAAGACCCAACAGUUCAUUCCAAAAAGAAAUAAUAUUCCAUUCAUGCAUUUAGCUUUUUAGUCAUUUGAAGACUAAUCCGAUACUCUGUAUAUGGGAAAGUGUUUUUUUAGUAUUUACAGUCGUCCAUGCAAACGUGUCACAAUAUGUACAACUCUAUAAAAAUGUCUCUUUGAAGUAUGAUGCCAGCUUUGCAUUUUUUAAGUCAUCAAAAACAAACACCUCCUAUUUAUUACAACAGAUAAUGUUUUUUUUCCCAGCAGGUUUUCAAACAGAGUACAAAGCAGGUCAUAAAAGAAUACUUCAUUUGCAAAAUUAGCAUUUGUAUAUUGAUAUACUUGAGUUGAAAUUGUUAAGAACACCUUUUUCUUAUGUGCCUCCACAGUGAAUGGAGCCAUAAAAAAUCCUUAUUCAUUAAUUAGUCAUUGGGGACCAUGUUUAACAACAGCAAAACUAUGUCCAAACAUCCUUUUACAAUCACUCACAACUUGUGCAGUAUAAUCCAUAUUUCAUUUCUUCAGUUGUAUGCUCAAUACUUCCCAAACACAUGGAUUUUCACAAAAAAUGUAACAAUAUAAAGAAAUUCCUCAAGCUUGUCAGCCAUGGAUGAGACUCCACUGACUUACUUACUUUAAAUUGUAAUGUUUUAGAGGUAGUGACAUACGACUGGAUAAAUAAGACUUGGAUUUUCCUGCAGGAGCUGUCAUUGAGUAAUUGGUAUACAAAUGGUCAUUUUGUGGGUGAAAUAUUCUUUUAAGAUUAAUUAGUCUUUUACUUGAUUCUUGCAAAAUUCUAUCUUGGAUAAGCUGUUAAAAGAAAGGAUAGAUCACUGUCUUUUCUGGAAGAGAUAAAGUCUGUAUUGAUCUCUGCUGGCUUCAUGUUGGAGAUGUUCAGUAUUGUUGUGGAUGUAAAGAAUAGCCGUUUUGCUGAAAUCAAGACAAGCCUGGUUAGGAGUUAAGUCGGUUAUCAUAUGCGGGUGCAGGUCGUACUUUUUUACACUCCAAAAAACUUUGUCUCAGGCUAU
This is a messenger RNA of Epinephelus moara (kelp grouper), 3178 nucleotides long. RefSeq names its product protein adenylyltransferase SelO-like. The transcript has 19 exons. Lineage: Eukaryota; Metazoa; Chordata; Actinopteri; Perciformes; Serranidae. The record is from RefSeq and is a predicted model, not a curated record. Bases 1 to 1758 code for a protein of 585 amino acids.